AUGGACAAAUUACAUAACAUAGUCAAACAAAUAGACAGAAACGACGAGAAUGUUAGCGUGCAAAUUACCGCCAUCAAAAACCUUAUCGAUCAGAUUGGAUCUUUGCAGGACUAUGCAGGCUCGUUUGAGGAGACUCAGUUUGGGUCAGCAGCAAUGCAACUAAAAACGGAAAUAGAUAAUACAAUUCCGCGUAUACAAGAUGUUCUCGUACAGAAUGACAACCUUAUUCAAAAAAUGAUGGACUUGUUCUUCGUAUUAGACGCUGGUCCUCAUCUCGACAAAUUGUCUCAAGAGUUUGGUAGGUACCAGGAGACACAUUUAGAGAAACGCGACUUAAUUGAUGAAUACAACAUGGAACAACUCUAUGUAAAUGAUUUAGUUGCUAAAUGGCCGCAAGAUAGCACCAUCAAACAGCUGUCGAGUGAGAUUGAUGAGCUGUCAUCACUAUUUGCAAACUCUGGCCUUUGA
This is a messenger RNA of Wallemia ichthyophaga EXF-994, 468 nucleotides long. RefSeq lists its product as uncharacterized. The record is from RefSeq and is a predicted model, not a curated record. The transcript is spliced from 2 exons. Lineage: Eukaryota; Fungi; Basidiomycota; Wallemiomycetes; Wallemiales; Wallemiaceae. The coding region runs from base 1 to 468 and encodes 155 amino acids.